Messenger RNA from Dreissena polymorpha, 921 nucleotides. Its product is annotated as EGFR adapter protein-like. Bases 12 to 503 code for a protein of 163 amino acids. The transcript has 4 exons. The record is from RefSeq and is a predicted model, not a curated record. Lineage: Eukaryota; Metazoa; Mollusca; Bivalvia; Myida; Dreissenidae.
UUGACAAGAAAAUGAGAAAGAAGAAAGGGAAGUUCACAAGGUUGGAGUCCCUGAUGGGUCUUGACAGGAGCCACAUAGAGGACGAGACACUACGCAAUGCCUUGUGGUACCAGGCCGGUAUACCCAGGGAUGUUGCCCUGGAGAUCCUAUCCCAGGAAGACAUCGGCUCCUUCAUUGUGCGAGACAGCUCCACCCAUCCAGGCUGUUUUGCCCUCUCCGUGCGGGUGCCGAAGUUCUCCAACCCAUCCGGAAUCUCACACUAUCUUAUUAUGAAGACUGCAGACGGUGUUAAGUUAAAGGGCCUGGACAAGGAGUGGUCCAAUGUGGUAUCGCUGGUGACGCACCACAGCAUCAUGGCGGAGAUGUUACCCUGUACGCUGAAGGUGCCGCGUGACACGACCAACCCUGCCUUCAAGAACUGUGAUAAGGACGACAAGGAGGAGGACCCGGACUACCAAAGGCUUGCAGACUUUUCUUCCAUGAUGGAGGCCUUGAAAGAGUGACCUCGGACAAAAAAGACAUUUAAACGCAACUUUAAGAAGUUAAGGCAACUUCGGAAAGUGGAGCACCUUGAAAUUGUGUCCUUUGGAAAAAUUGAACUUGAAAUGGUGACCUUGAAACUGGAAAUGAGAAACUUUUAGCUUUGAAAAUAACUGACCUUCAUGCUUUGUUCCGAAAACAUGGUCAUUGAGAAAGUGACUGUGGAGGCUAUGUCCUUUUGGUUUUGUCCUUGACUGUGAGAUUUGGCCCCUUAAAACAGUAACCUUGAAAUAGGUACUUGAAGGAGUGACAUUCAAAGAGCAGCCUUGAAACUUGGGGCUUCAGGCCUUUACAGAAUGACAUUUAAAUAGUCACAUUUGAAGGGAUAGUCUUGAAAAUGAACCCUGAAAAAAUGAUAUUCAACAAAUAAUUUGGAGACGU